Messenger RNA from Pangasianodon hypophthalmus (striped catfish), 904 nucleotides. Its product is annotated as trafficking protein particle complex subunit 5. The transcript is spliced from 3 exons. NCBI's taxonomy places the organism in Eukaryota, Metazoa, Chordata, Actinopteri, Siluriformes, Pangasiidae. Gene Ontology annotation, cellular component: TRAPPI protein complex; TRAPPII protein complex; TRAPPIII protein complex. Gene Ontology annotation, biological process: endoplasmic reticulum to Golgi vesicle-mediated transport. Bases 92 to 658 code for a protein of 188 amino acids. The record is from RefSeq and is a predicted model, not a curated record.
CUCCAGUCCUGGAGGUGGCAGUAACACACGAAAGCGUGGAAUUAAAUACAAAGAAGAAGAAAAACCCGGAACUAAUUGAACAGACAGGAACAUGGACAUCCGCUUCACUAAAGGGAAGUCUUUAGUGCUGGAGCGCUCUCUGUCCCGGCCCAGGACGGAGGUGAGCCUGAGCGCCUUCGCGCUGCUCUUCUCGGAGAUGGUGCAGUACUGCCAGAGCCGCGUGUACUCGGUGUCCGAGCUGCAGGCGCGCCUGGCGGACAUGGGCCGCGGAGUGGGAGCGUCUCUGCUCGACCUGCUGGUGCUGCGGGAGAAGAACGGCAAGAGGGAGACCAAAGUGCUGAACAUCCUGCUCUUCAUCAAGGUGUCUGUGUGGAAGUCUCUGUUCGGUAAGGAAGCAGACAAGCUGGAGCAGGCCAACGACGACGACAAGACGUACUACAUCAUCGAGAAGGAGCCGCUGGUGAACGCGUUCAUAUCCGUGCCUAAAGAGAACAGCACGCUGAACUGUGCCGCCUUCACCGCCGGCAUGGUGGAGGCCAUCCUCACCCACAGCGGCUUCCCCGCCAAAGUCACGGCGCACUGGCACAAGGGCACCACGCUCAUGAUCAAAUUCGACGAAGCCGUCAUCGCCCGAGACAAACAGCUGGACGGGAGGUAGAGAGGGACAAGGACAAGGAGCGGCGUGUGCUGACUGUGACAAGAAGUGUGUGUGUGUGUGUGUGUGUUACAGAGAGUUACAGUCAUUCAGGUCAUUUUCAACAUCUUGUAGUAAAAAGUCAGUGGACUUUUUGGAUUGUUGGUAAAUUACAAAUGCAGGAAAAGGAACAGUUUGGUGAAAAAUAAAGUUUACACAGGUUCUGUACCUGAUAAAUAUAAUAUAAAUUCUAAAAAAAAAAAACAACAA